AUCUUUGGGCAGAAUCAAAAGCUGCCGGUAGCGAGUGAAACCUCGCCACAUAUGAAGGCAACUUGAGGGGCGGUUUUGUAACGACUCGUACUGCAACUCGCCUCAACGCCCCCACUCAGAUUUUGACGGAGGUUUGCUGAGAAGUCUGGACCUUGAAUAAUGGCCUCCCUACCACCCCUUGGUCGACUCUUCAGCGAGGUGACCUGCUCCAUCUGCCUGGAUUUCUUCCAGGAGCCAGUGGCCUUGGAGUGCGACCACAACUUCUGCCGGCUGUGUAUCUCACGGAGCUGGGAGAAGGGUGACGCCUUCUACUCCUGCCCCGAGUGCAGGGAGGUGUUCAAGGAGAAGAGGUUGAAGCCCAACCGCAUGCUGGCCAACAUUGUGGAGGGCGUGAGGGAGCUGAAGCUGGAGCCCCGCCAGGGACAAUCGGCCUUCUACUGCCAGCGGCAUGAAGAGAGGCACAAGCUCUUCUGUCUGGAGUGCCAGGGUGUCAUCUGUGUGGUUUGCUCUUGUUCCAGUGAGCACCAAGGCCACGUCAUCAUCCCCAUCGAGGAGGCUUACAUCCUAUACAAAGACAGGUUGGAAAAAUCCACAGAUUUUCUCCAGAUCCAAAAGGAGCAAGCAUGUCACAGUCAGAGCCAACAAGAAGCAAAGAUUUAUAAAAUCAAGGAGAAGGGCCGACUGCUGAAGGAACGGGUCGAGGUUGAUCUUUCCAGCGUCUACCGAUUCCUGAACUCGAGGAAGUGGGAGCUGGAGGCGAAGAUCGAUGAAGAGGUGUGCAGGACGGUUCAGCCCUUGCAAGAGGACCUGGCGAAGAUCUGCCUGGAAGCCUGCACGAUCGAGCAAACCAUCCGGGAUGUGCAGCUGCAACUGAGCUACGGGGAGCCCCAGGAGAUGCUACAGGACAUCAAGCAGUUGUUGGACAGAUGCAAACAGGAAUACAUCGCGCCAACGGACUUUCCCACCGACCUCCACACUGACUCCAUCAUCACACCUUUCCGUUACGUUAGAAUCUGGGAUGAGCUGAAAGCACUUGUUCCAGCCCGGGAGUCCGUGAAGCUGGACGCCAGGACAGCUCACCCUCGGCUGCUCCUGUCCGAGGACCUGCGCAGUGUGGUGGACGGUGAGAAGCGGCGUGAGUGCUCGCUCUCACCCCAGCGCUUCAACCACUGGCUGUGCGUGCUGGCAGGCAGCGGCUUCAAGUCGGGGCGACAUUACUGGGACGUGGAGCUGGGGGGCAACCAGGCCUGCUUGCUGGGGGUGGCCAGCGAGCUGGCCGACCGGCUGAUCACCGGGCCGCUGGUGCCGCAGGACGGCUACUGGGUACUGGAGAUGGUCAACGGCAACCUGGUCAACCUGGGAGGGCCGGGGCCCCGGAGCCUCCCCCUCCGACACAAGCCGCAAACCGUCCGCGUCUACCUGGACUACGAGGAGGGGCACCUGUCGUUCUACGAUGCCGACAGCCUGUGCCACCUCUACACCCUGCACCACAAGUUCACCCACACACUCUUCCCUCUCUUCAACCCUCACAACAAGAAGGAAGGCAGUAGCAGUCCACUCAGACUGGCCUUCUGACACUGACCCUGGGAGGGUCCCCGCAGGGCUGUUCCCAAGGAACAACUCUAACCUGGGAUGGAUAAAUCCCAAGGCUUUUCCGGUUAACUCUUGCCCCUUGGUUUGAAGCAUUAAAGGUAAUGAGGGCGGCAGAGUGGCGCAGGUGGUAGAUCCACUGCCUCACGGUGUGUAAUAAGCAUGUUGGGCUCAGUGUGGUGCCCACUGCCUCACGGUGUAGAAUAAGCAUGUUGGGUGCUGUGUGGUGCUUGCAGAUAGAUUCCCCUCCAACUCCACCUGUACAUAGUAUUGUACGGUGAUAACGGCUUUAAAAGCAUUCACCGGGUGAGGGGGGGUUAACAAGCGUGUGGAUCCAAGGUCCAGUUUGAUAUUGCUGUGAACACAAAUAUUCCCACUUUGUUGUUUUGAGGGGGAUGAGUUGUUAAGGCGGGUUGCGAGGAUGAGUUGUUAAAUGGUUUUUAUGAAGUUAAAUAAAGUUUGCACCAAAUGA
Messenger RNA from Amblyraja radiata (thorny skate), 2062 nucleotides. Its product is annotated as zinc-binding protein A33-like. Gene Ontology annotation, molecular function: zinc ion binding; protein binding. Bases 160 to 1575 code for a protein of 471 amino acids. The record is from RefSeq and is a predicted model, not a curated record. The transcript is spliced from 7 exons. Lineage: Eukaryota; Metazoa; Chordata; Chondrichthyes; Rajiformes; Rajidae.